AUGCAUUUAUCACUGGAUACCAUGAGCAUGGUGGACGACAGCUGCCUCUCGCCCAGCAACUUCCACGACUUGGCCAAAGGCGGAGGCGUCACGGUGGGGGGCCACGUCCACAGCAUCGACGUCAUUCUCGGAUUCAGUAAAGAUCAGGAUUCCCUGCUCGGCCCCGCCGGGGUCCCGGGGCCUCAGAAGGUGGGCGUGGAGGGCCUGGAGGAUCCUGGGAAGCAGCACGAGUCCCACCCGUCCUACAGUGGCCACCUUCAAGACAAUGGCUCCGCGCAGCAGCACCAGUAUCAAGAUGGCGAUCUGUUUACCAACAAGUGCGAGGAGGAUCUAAGGAAGAGCGUGGAGAGCGACGAAGCCAAGUCACCCGAGCCGUGCAAGGACGAUCAGCCCAAGAAAAAGCAUCGACGCAACCGCACCACGUUCACUACCUACCAGCUGCACGAGUUGGAGCGUGCCUUCGAGAAGUCCCACUACCCUGACGUGUACAGCCGCGAGGAGCUGGCCAUGAAAGUCAACCUCCCCGAAGUCCGAGUUCAGGUGUGGUUUCAGAACCGAAGAGCUAAAUGGAGGCGUCAGGAGAAAAUGGACGCCAGCACCAUGAAGCUCCACGACCCGCCCAUGCUGUCCUUCAACCGCCCGGCACCGGUCCACACCACCAUGGGACCCAUGAGCAACUCCCUGCCCUUGGACCCGUGGCUGACUUCCCCCUUGUCUAGCGCCACGCCGGUCCACAGUAUCCCAGGCUUCAUGAGCCCGGCGCAAGGCCUCCAGCCCAACUACCCCGGCCACGGCUUCCUCAACUCCAACCCGCACCCGUCCAUGGGGCAGGGAAUGCAGAGUAUGGCGCCGCCCCCUUAUCAGUGUCCGGCGCCGUACCCCGACAAGUUCCCGCUGGAGGACUUGGACCAGCGCAGUUCGAGUAUUGCCGCACUGAGGAUGAAAGCCAAGGAACACAUCCAGUCCAUGGAUAAAACCUGGCUACCCAUGUGA
Nerophis lumbriciformis (worm pipefish) is the source of this 993-nucleotide messenger RNA. NCBI's taxonomy places the organism in Eukaryota, Metazoa, Chordata, Actinopteri, Syngnathiformes, Syngnathidae. The record is from RefSeq and is a predicted model, not a curated record.